GGGACAUAGCAUGGGCAAUCGACGAUUGUUUAUUCAAAAUACCAAACAAAAUGUUCUUAUUACUGGUCAGUUUCAGUAUUUCAUUUGGAGCCUACUUUCUCCGGGAAAAGCUUAAACAAUUAAACCUUGCUGCGAGUCAAUUACAACCAUCAUCGCAUGCCGAUGGGUUUUUAGAGGCGGUUAAUCUCGACAUUCACCAAUGGACUUGGAUACCUACUUUUUUAAAAGUUUAUUUUAUUGGCGUUGUCGAAACGAUUUAUAUCACCCUCUGUCAACGAGGUUUAUUCAAGAGUUCUUCAACACGAAGCAUGAAUGAGAGUCACGUGGAUACGUUAGCACUUGGGUCCAAAAACGAUGGGUCGAUAGCUGUUAUCACAGGAGGUGACUCUGGAAUUGGAUUAGAAAUAUGUAGAGGUUUGCUUGACGCUGGAUUUCAUGUGAUUAUUGGCACCCAUUCCGUAAAGUCAUGCGAGGCCGUUAUUGAUUCUUUACAAAAAGCAACAAGCUCAGAUAAGAUAUCAUCCAUACAUUUAGACCUGACAAACUAUCAAUCUGUUCGAGAUUUUGUAGAUCAGAUUCAGUUAAAGGUUCCUAAAAAGAACAUUCAGUUACUGAUUAAUAAUGCAGGUAUAAUGAAUACAGAUUAUAAAAUGACUGAUGACGGAUUUGAAUCCCAGUGUCAAACAAACUUUUUAUCUCCUAUGCUUUUGACUCGACUCUUGUUACCCUAUAUUAGCCCUAAAUCCGGUCGAGUAUUGUUCGCAUCAAGUUCUACAUUAUACACUGUCAACGAUUUAGAUCUGAGUGUCCCAUCGAAAAAGUAUGGUUUGAAUGGACUUGAUCAUUAUGCCUAUAGUAAAUCCUGCAUUGCUCAGCUCGUACCACGUUUAGCCAAAACGACACCAGUUAAAAUUUAUGCCUAUCAUCCCGGUACAGUUCGAACCAAAUUAUUUUCGACUACUACUGUAUUUAAUUUGCCACUUGUGUCCAGAAUCUUUCAUUACAUCAUGUUAUCACCCAAAGAAGGAUGUCGAACACCUCUCUUUCUUUGUUUGUCAAAGGAUGUAGGUGAUAGUGGCACAUAUUGGGCAAAUGAACAUCAACAGACAUUACCCAGUGUUUCGGUCAAUGGAAAAGACAAUAAUAAUGAAGCACUAUGGAUUGAUACAAUGCAAAAGAUCAAUCUUAAGAAAUAAUAAUAAUAAUAAAACGGCAUCCUCAUUUUUAUUAAUAG
Molecule: messenger RNA, 1234 nt
Organism: Mucor mucedo
Lineage: Eukaryota; Fungi; Mucoromycota; Mucoromycetes; Mucorales; Mucoraceae
Exons: 5
Coding region: 51-1196 (381 amino acids)
Source: RefSeq, a predicted model, not a curated record